Molecule: messenger RNA, 460 nt
Organism: Hypanus sabinus (Atlantic stingray)
Lineage: Eukaryota; Metazoa; Chordata; Chondrichthyes; Myliobatiformes; Dasyatidae
Product: histone H4
Exons: 2
Coding region: 149-460 (103 amino acids)
Biological process (GO): nucleosome assembly
Cellular component (GO): nucleosome
Molecular function (GO): protein heterodimerization activity; structural constituent of chromatin; DNA binding
Source: RefSeq, a predicted model, not a curated record
CCUGAUUCUGGUCCUGUGUAACCUCCUCCCAUCCUGGCUCCCACACAGAAGUCGUGCUGCACUUCUCGGGCAGGUCGGAGCUCUGUGUAUAAAAGAAGACAGCAGCAGUCAGUUCGUCACUGAGCAGCGUCUGCAGUGAAGCGGUAAUAUGUCUGGCAGAGGAAAAGGAGGCAAAGGACUCGGCAAAGGCGGAGCCAAGCGGCACCGUAAAGUGCUCCGUGACAACAUCCAGGGCAUCACCAAACCAGCUAUCCGCCGUCUGGCUCGCCGUGGCGGCGUUAAGCGGAUCUCUGGUCUAAUCUACGAGGAGACCCGCGGUGUACUGAAGGUUUUCCUGGAAAACGUGAUCCGUGAUGCCGUCACCUACACGGAGCACGCCAAGCGCAAGACAGUCACCGCCAUGGAUGUGGUGUACGCGCUGAAACGCCAGGGCCGCACGCUCUACGGCUUCGGCGGUUGA